Molecule: messenger RNA, 2353 nt
Organism: Chelonia mydas (Green sea turtle)
Lineage: Eukaryota; Metazoa; Chordata; Testudines; Cheloniidae
Gene: CDX2
Product: caudal type homeobox 2
Exons: 3
Coding region: 1-753 (250 amino acids)
Biological process (GO): cell differentiation; animal organ morphogenesis; anterior/posterior axis specification
Cellular component (GO): nucleus
Molecular function (GO): RNA polymerase II transcription regulatory region sequence-specific DNA binding; DNA-binding transcription factor activity
Source: RefSeq, a predicted model, not a curated record
AUGUACGUGAGCUACCUAUUGGAUAAGGAGGUGCCCAUGUACUCCAGCUCCGUGCGCCACUCGGGGGGGCUCAAUCUGGCGGCGCAGAACUUUGUCGGCGCCCCGCAAUACCCGGACUACGGAGGAUACCAUGUGGCCGCGGCCGGGGUGAACCUCGACAGCGCCCAGUCCCCGGGCCCCUCGUGGCCCUCUCCCUACGGCGCUCCGCUGCGGGAUGACUGGAACGGCUACGGGCAGGGGGGCCCGGCCACUGCGGCGGCCAGCGCGGUGCACGGGCUGAACGGCGGCGCCCCCGCCGCGGCCCUGGCUUACAGCCCGGCUGACUAUCACCACCACCACCACCACCACCACCCGCCCCCGGGCCCGGCGCCCCACGCCUCCUCCGGGGGCAUGCAGCAGCUCAACGCCGGCGCCCCGGCCGCAGAACAGCUCUCCCCUGGCGGCCAGCGGCGGAAUCUGUGCGAGUGGAUGAGGAAGCCGACACAGCCCGCCCUGGGCGGCCAGGUUAAAACCAGGACAAAAGAUAAGUACCGCGUGGUGUACACGGACCACCAGCGGCUGGAGCUGGAGAAGGAGUUUCAUUACAGCCGGUAUAUAACGAUCAGGAGGAAAGCAGAACUGGCCGCUACGCUGGGAUUGUCGGAGAGACAAAAAUCUGGUUCCAGAACAGGCGAGCGAAAGAAAGAAAGAUCAACAAGAAGAAAUUGCAGCAAUCGCAGCCCGGCGCGGUGCACAGCGGCUCGCAAGCGCUGAGCCCGGUCUCCUCCCUCCAGGGAUCAACGGGUCCUGGCCCAGCCGGGGGCGCCCUGGGAGCCGCUGGGGUCUUAGCGCCAUCAGUGACCCAGUGAUCGCAGCCAGAGACUGAGUCGGGGGCGGGGGGGCUUCUGCCCUCCUUGGUGAACAGGAGCCCGACAUUCACAGAACCCAUCGUGGAAAAGGUCCCUGGUCACCCAAAGACAUGGACAGAGCCAAGGCUUUUCCCCUCUGUGCACUACAAUGGCCGCAUUGACCUUCCUCAACCACACUCCAGCCAUUUACUUUUUGUACAAAGUGUACAGUGUGUCUGUUUCCUUGUGCGGGGAUAUUCAUGCUCUUUUGUAUUUUUACACCGGCGUUUGCAAUGCAGAAAAUACCAAUAUAGCCGAGAGCUGAACCGAAAUAGCCUGUAAGUUCUCAAACUCGGGAUCGGUGUGCAUGUUUUCAUUACACAGGCUGGGCUAGCGAGGAAUCUUAAUAGCAAAAUGUAAAGCACAUUUGCCUUCCCCAACCAUACACCUUCAAAAUGACCAUCUUGCCUUACAGCGGGGGGAAGGUAAGAUAAAAAAAAAAAACACUGCUUAAAUGUUCAGAAGUGAAUUGCUUAAUGUUAGCCACCUGUAAAAGAGCUCAUCAAUCUGGCGCCGAUAGUCACCCCGCCGGGUUUAUUAGCGGAGAAAUUAAGAGGUGAGCUCUCCGGUGGAAACUGCAACCAGCUACACUGGCAAGCGUGAGGAUCCCUGCGGGUGUGAUAUUGUUCCCACGCGGGUUGGGAGGAGGGAGUUAAGAAAUGCACCCAGUGGCAUGUUCUGUUGUUGAAAUUAUGCGAUUUCUUUUCUCCCUAACCGAACAGCUUCAUAAACACACGAGCCUUCCUGGUUUUCCAGGCUUUAUCCAAGCUUUAUGAUAGGGGGGAAAUUGAAAAGAAAGACCCCAGGGGACCCUCUGAGCGGUAAGAAGGGUUCUUCAACAAAGCUGCCUGGAACACAGACAUUUGGGGGUUGGCAGGUUUCAAUCUCUUUAUUAAAUGGGGGAGAAAGACCAAAAUAUGGGUUCUUUCGCCAGAUCUGGACACUGAUGACAGCAGGGGGGAAAAUCUCUGCAGUCCCUGGUCAAGCUUCAGUUUGGUUUUCAUCGUUUUAUUGUAGUAUUUACUCAACUCGUUAUCCAAAAUCUGGAAAAUUAGUCUUUGAAACACACACUGGCCAAGUCUUUCCAACCAGGUCGGAAACUGCAUGUACUCAUUGCACCUGCCAUCCGAUAGGGACAACCAGCCAGUCUGUACUCAGCGGGGCAUUUGCAAUAUACUUUACCCGGGAUUUCCAGUUAACAGUGUGGCUAUGAGGGUGAAAUGUAUUCGACAUUUCAGACCUGUUAUUGCCUAUGGUAACGCUUGAGCUCCUGGCCCCCCACCCCCAACAUCGUUGGCCAAUAAACUAUGGCCAAAGACAGCAUUGGUGAGGACUUGUUCAUGGUGCAAUUUUUACUCCAUCAUCCCUUCUGGGAAUCUGGUCAACAGCAAUAAUCAAGGGGGAAAAUAGUCUAUUAAAUGCUUCCUGCUAUUUUUAUUUAUAACCUUUCCAUGCUGGUGCAGUUU